This is a messenger RNA of Saccostrea echinata, 4329 nucleotides long. RefSeq names its product E3 ubiquitin-protein ligase ZNRF2-like. The transcript has 4 exons. The record is from RefSeq and is a predicted model, not a curated record. The coding region runs from base 180 to 752 and encodes 190 amino acids. Lineage: Eukaryota; Metazoa; Mollusca; Bivalvia; Ostreida; Ostreidae.
AUGACCGCUAUUUAGUUUGGUUCCAUGACGCAAAUAAGGAAGAUACCAACAUGGCGGACCACAUUGUUAACAAGGAUUAACAUGAAAACAAAGCAUGAAGGGACAGAACACAUGGAGAUUUUUCAAAAUGUGAGAUGUUCAUUUUGUAGUGUAUUGUUAGACAUCUUUAACUGCUAGUCAUGGGCACGAAACAAAGUACGCCAGCUCAGAGACCACGGACUUUUUCAGGAAGUGGUCCUGUGCCCGGGGGUUCGGGGGCAGAAGUUGCCAUGGGUUCUAGUGGGGCUACUAACACUCGUUUACGAGCUCGUAGUCUAGGACAUUUUAGUGCAUCAACCCCAACUGGAUUAGUGAUACCAGGUGGAGCCACUGCCAAUGGCGAGAGGCGAGGAGCAGGAUCUCCAGACUCAGAUUCAAGUACCCCAGAGGAGGGCCCCUCAUUUGGCAGACACUUUGCGCAAUCUUUACCUUUACACCUUUUUGCACUCCAAGGCAUUAAAUGUCCAGUCUGUGCCAAGUUUAUACCUCCUGAAGAAAUUGAGUGUCACCUAGUGAUAUGCUUGACCAAACCUAGAAUCAGUUAUAACGAGGAUGUCUUAGUAGAAGACAAAGGGGAAUGUGUGAUAUGUUUUGAGGAACUGGAGAAGGGGGACACCAUCGCCCGAUUGCCCUGUUUGUGUGUUUACCAUAAAGGAUGUAUUGACAAGUGGUUCGAGAAAAACCGUUCUUGUCCAGAACACCCUUCUGAUUGAUGGGAAGGUCUAACUACCGGUAUUAUAACUUAAGAAGCACAGGUCGACAGAGAUAGGUAUCACUUCUUGGGCCAGAGUGACCAUGUCUAGCAAAACAUACUGAUAAAUAUGGGCUUUCAUUGCAAACUUCAUUUACUCUAGUGACUGUAAUCUUCAUGCUGUAUGUUGAUUUUAGGUGCUAGGUCAUUAAAAUGCGGCCUAGUAAUUUGAAAAUCGCGACAAAGGAAACCCCUCAUUUCCUGUUGAGCAUGUGUAUUUAACCUUUAGUGAAACAGUUAGUGCUGGUGCAUGUGUAUGUAUCACGACACAAGUCAUAGUUUUGCAUCUAACAUCCUUCAGGAUUCAGGUCGGGAACUAGUUUAAGGAUGUGUCCGCUGCAACUGCAUAUCAUAGAUAUAUUUGAACGUUUCCCAUAAUUUGCGAUAUUCACAACUCAUGUCAUAUUUCAGCUUUUGUUUUUGUAAACAUAAAUCUAUAUUAGAUUGGUAAAUGUAUAUAUAUAAUCUAUAUUUCACUUAAUGAAAAUAAAUGAUGAUGGAACCAUAUGUAUUGUAUCAUUAUGAGAUUACAUUGUCCUCCAUGUUAUAAUGGUAUUUGCUUAAUUUUUUCAAAGGUUCAUGGCUGAUUUAGGUCUGGUAUCGAGAUUAUUUGUUACAGAACUAAUUUUUGGUUUCACAUGAAUUUUCAAAUCAAGUUUUACACCAAUGAAAGGUAGCUAUAUUGUCAGGCUACAAUUCACAUCUUAUGAAAUAUACUAGAAAAAAGAUGUAUUUAUGAAUGAAGUGUGGUGGCACAUAUAAACACUGUGGUGAGAGAAAAACCAAAACUAUAGAUGCAAGUUAAGAUUACCGUAAGUGUAGAUUAAUUAGAUAUUUUAAUGAAUAGGUCUCUGUGCAUUUAGAUGAAAAAAUAAUACCUAUAAUUAUUUUGAAGUACCGGUAUCAGUAUAAUAAAAUUGUCUUGGACAGUGUUAUUGAAAAUGUACUCUAUAUACUUGCCUAUAAAUCAGUUCACCUCUAAGUCAGUUGUAUUUUUUUGGACUAUUUUUUGAGGAAUUUGGCAUUGACGUACCCGCUUAUAAGUCAGAACAGUUGAUUAUCAGAAUCUUUUGUCAAUUGCAAAUCAAUAUUCUGUUGUAUUUACUUGUUUUAAAGUAACGUUUUUGGGUAUGGCAUCAUAAUUUUUGCAUAUGGAUAACCUUAAGUCUUCCUUUCAUGCACGCAUUAAAGAAUCUUAUUAAGAUUAAGUUUUGACCUGUAUAAAUGAUUAUCAUUGGUUUUGUUUUUGUUUUUUUUUUUGUUUUUUUACAAAAUUACCAUAUUUCCUCUUUCAGAAAAAUACCAGUGUUUGUAGGACUCACUUGUAAAUCUGACAUUGAGUUUUUGUCCAAAAUUGAACUCCCAAAUCUGACUUGUAGGCAACUAUAUAUAGAAUACAUGUAGUUUAUGAGGAAAAUAAAACUGCUUUUGUUUUAGAUUUGACAGGGGUAUAUAUCCUCUUGCUCAUGCAGUGCAAAUGCUUUACACAUAUAUAUACUUAUAUUUAAUUCUAUCAAUAUAUUUAGGUUCUGUUUGGAUGUCAUUUGAAUGGAAUAGGUAUUCUUUUGAAAAAAAAAAAUCCCAGAUCUUAUGUAUAAUAUGUUAUUUUCUCAUCAGUGACAGGAUAGAUCUGUUUUUGUCAGUAAGUAAACACAUAGUACUAAACUAUGGUAAUAAUAAAAGGACCAAAAAACUUACAUCUAGACCUAGAAAUGGUAAAUUGCUUUAAACAGAAAUUUUGAUGAUUUUUUUAAACUGAUAAGGAAAGCAAUUCCUAGUUGACAACCCAUUGCCUUUUCAUCAGUACAUGAAAAUUUGGGAAAAUGAACCUUCAGUCAAAAAAACAAUCAAAAUAAUUUGCAUCUUCAUCUGACUUAGAUUGAAUAUGUGCCAUUUGAACAUAUAUUUCUUGGAUCUCUUUCAUGAACACACACACACCACUAGGCUGCAAAGAUGGGAUGGCAAGAUUUUUUAAAGAAUAUAAGAUUGCUGUAAAAUCCAAGAGUUUAUUGAAUUAUUGAUUUGUCAAUUAAAGUAAUGAAUUUUUUUUUCAUCAAAUGCAUACAUUCUAUGUAAUGUUGAGAGAGAAUUGUGAAGUUUUGAGGGGAAAAACAGAAAUGCUGAUUUGCAGUAUGUGUGUAGCACUAUGUACUUCGUAUUUUUUACGCUGAUAUUGGACACCAAUAAAUUCUUCUAGGGCUGAAUACAUGAUAUAAAACAAAUAGGAAUUUACAAUAGUAUUUAUUUAAAACAUUGCAUAAAUUGUAUUUUGCUUUUUCAUCUUUGAAGAGUGUACUGAUGAAAAUUCACAAUAGAAGGUAAACUGGUUGAAACUGUCAUUUUCAUGAUUUGAAGACCAUUCUCAUGUUAUUUUUUCUGGUCAAAAUGUUAGUCUAAGAGUUGAUCUCGUAUAGAAUUAUACAAAUGCAUAUGAAUUAAAACAUUAAAACAAUUGACUAGUAUUGCUUUGGUGUCAUUAAAGUAAAAUAAUAGAAUAGCAUUUAAUUUUUCCUAGAACUGACUUGGAUAAUGAUUAUGAAAUUAACUGGUUUAUAGGCAGUGCCUUUUUUCAACCUUCAUUUCAUGAACAGUGUCAGAAAAGCACAAAUUUUGUGAUAACAAUUGUAAAUUUUUUCAAGGAAUUUGAACAGAAAUGUCAACUUUUUUUGUGAAUAUUACAUGUAAUAGGGUUGAUUUAUGUGUUGCAAAUGUGUUAUAAAGCAACAAAAUAUGCAUACACUGUAUUUAUUUUUGGGAAUUGUGUUGCCUUAUGUCAGUUAGAAUGGUCACGAAACUUUGAUUUAUAAUGCAGAUUUUAUUGUUGUGCUUUAUUUAUUUUUUUUUAUUAAAAAGAUUGUUUCAUGUGGAAAUCAAUAUUACUCAUUUUGUAGUUUUUAACCCUAUGACUUUUUUUUUUGUUUUGGUAGUAAAUAUUGUUCAUUUAGAAAUGCAGGGAACAGUUUACUGUUGUAAAUGUAAAACAACAGGAACACCUGGCUCCGGGGCCAUAAAACUUAGACGAGCUCACUUUUGAUCUCAGUUUUACCAAAGGAACUAAUAGUGGAAAAGUGAGACUGAGAUCAAAAAAGAGCUCAUCUAAGCUUUAUGACCCCGGAACCUGAGAAUUUCCAUCAGUGGAAUGGAAAGCUCUGAUUGACAACGUUGGGUUUCUUUGCUAAUGAAAGGAAUUUGUCAUUAUCAGUAUUUCCAAUGAUGGAGAGCAGUACGUUCACAAAUCACAGUAUCUCUUUACAAGUCUUUCACUUUUUUCCCCCGAUACUUUUUGAGGAUCAUUCCUCAGCAACAUAAUUAGCUAUAUUAAAAAAAUCAAAUUAAACAUACUAACCACAUAUGUUUUGAUUGCUAUUCAAUAAUCUGUUUGAAAAGUUGUAUUGUCAUUUCUGAAAAGAUCAGUCAUCACUCAGAUAAGUCUAUUUUUUUUUGUUUGUUUUUUUCUGUUAUGUUUUUGCAAUAUAUGCAGAUCAUUUUGUAAAUUUUUCAUGUUUGUGUUUUAUUUGUAAAUAAAUUAUCAUUUUAUA